AUGCAGUCUCUAUGGUUUUACGAAGCACAGCGUAGUGGAAAAUUACCCUCGAAUAAUAGAGUGCCUUGGCGUUCUGAUUCAGCAUUAGACGAUGGCAAAGAUAAUAAUGUCGAUUUAACUGGCGGAUACUAUGAUGCUGGUGAUUAUAUCAAGUUCAGUCUACCUCUAUCUUAUUCCUUGUCUAUCGUUGCGUGGGGAGCUGAAGCUUGGUUUGAUGGAUACCAAAAAGCCAAUCAAGUAGAUUAUUUAAAGGAUAUGCUAAAAUGGGGCACAGACUGGCUUAUCAAAGCGCAUCCCAACAAUGAUACAUUUUAUGUGCAAGUUGGAGAUGGCGAUAUUGACAAUAAUUACUGGGGUCCUGACACAGGUAUACCCAAGCCAAGACCAUCUUACCAAGUCAAUAGAACAGCAGUAGGAACCGACGCAGUAGCUAUUUCUAGCGCCGCUUUAGCAUCAGCAUCUUACUUAUUCAGAAACAAAUUUAAUGACUCAGCUUACGCCGAUACCUUAUUGACAAAGGCUAGUUCACUAUUUGAUCUGGCUGACACAGCAACUCCUAGAACUGUAUAUACCAAAGCAAUUCCUGCGCUGGCUGAUUAUUAUGCUACAAACACCUACACAAGUCAACUCACUUUUGCCGCUCUUUGGAUGUACAAAGCUACAGCCGAUUCCAAUUAUCGCACAAAGGCUUCGAAUUACUUUGACCAGUUCAAACUAGGAGAUACAAAAACCAUCGGUGUGAUGGAUUGGAGCGACCAAACUGCUGCUGUUUAUGUUUUGGGAUCUGAACUCGAUUCUAGUAACACAAAAUAUGCUACGGCCGCAAAGCAAGUCCUGGAUACUAUCAUUAACAGUGGCAAAGGCUCACCUUGUACAUUUACCAAUGGAGAUUUAUUAUGGUGUGACGGGUAUAGUGACUCUAAUUCCAUGGUGCCUGCUCAAGACAUGUCUUUGUUAGCUCUAUUAUAUAGUCGGUUGGAUGACACGAGGAAAGAUAGUUACACCCAAUUUGCCAAGAAUCAAAUUGAUUAUAUGCUGGGAAAUAAUUUUAUGGCCACGCCUUACGUGUGCGGUAUCCAUAAAAACUCACCACGUAAUCCUCAUCAUGCUGGCGCGUCGGGCGGUACGGAUAUUGCCAAUAUCAACUCCUCUCCUCCCGAGGAAAAGCAUCUUUUGUAUGGUGCCAUUGUGGGUGGGCCCGACAAGGAUGAUAAGUUCUAUGAUAUCCGUGAUGAUUGGACACAGACUGAAGUAGCAUUGGAUUACAAUGCCCCAUUUCAAGGACUCAUGGCUUACCAACUGAGCACUGGUGCCAAUGAUCCUCCGUAUGUCACAAUCACAAGAGACAGACCAAACGUCAGCAGACCUUCCAAAAUGCCUGGAUGGCUUAUUGCUGUUAUUGUUAUUGUGGUUUUGUUUGUUGUAUUUAUAACAGCUUAUGUUUGCUGGCUAAAGCGUGGAUGUGGAUUGUGUCGCAGAAAACAAAUCGUUUAA
This is a messenger RNA of Mycotypha africana, 1494 nucleotides long. RefSeq names its product Six-hairpin glycosidase-like protein. Lineage: Eukaryota; Fungi; Mucoromycota; Mucoromycetes; Mucorales; Mycotyphaceae. Gene Ontology annotation, molecular function: hydrolase activity, hydrolyzing O-glycosyl compounds. The coding region runs from base 1 to 1494 and encodes 497 amino acids. The record is from RefSeq and is a predicted model, not a curated record. Gene Ontology annotation, biological process: carbohydrate metabolic process. The transcript has 4 exons.